This is a messenger RNA of Aspergillus ibericus CBS 121593, 1116 nucleotides long. Its product is annotated as intradiol ring-cleavage dioxygenase. Gene Ontology annotation, molecular function: ferric iron binding; oxidoreductase activity, acting on single donors with incorporation of molecular oxygen, incorporation of two atoms of oxygen. The transcript has a single exon. The coding region runs from base 1 to 1116 and encodes 371 amino acids. Lineage: Eukaryota; Fungi; Ascomycota; Eurotiomycetes; Eurotiales; Aspergillaceae. The record is from RefSeq and is a predicted model, not a curated record.
AUGCAUCUCCAAAGCGUUGCCAAUUUGGCCAUUGUCGGAUGCGCGGUUCUUGCCACCGCUCAUCCUGGCCACCAGGAGAAGCGCGCCAACUCUGACCUCCUGGAGUUCAAGGCCAACAUGCGUCGCGGCUUGGAAAAGUGUGCCGAUAAGUUCGAGCGUAGUGGUCUCAACGCUCGUGCUGAAGCUCGCCGGCGAGCCUUGGUUGACCUUCACCGGAGGCGUCUUUCCGCGCGCGAUACUGAGUCGGUCCUCAACAAGUCCCACCUUGUGACUGGAUCCGAUAUCACUCCCGACUCUUCCGUCAGUGAGAUAUUCGGCAAUACCAGCACCUGCAUCCUCAACCCAGAGGGUGAGACUGGCCCCUACUAUGUCCCCGGCGAGUACAUUCGCUCGAGCCUCCGCGAAGAUCAGUCGGGUGUGCCCGUCGUGAUCGAGGGCCAAUUCGUCGAUGUCGAGACAUGCGAGCCAAUCUCCGAUCUGUACUGGGACAUCUGGAACUGCAAUGCCACCGGUGUCUACUCCGGCCUCGUCGCCAAUGGCAACGGAAACACCGAUGACACUUCCAACCUGAACGCCACCUUCCUGCGUGGUGUGCAGAAGACCGACUCUGAUGGUGUGGUCACCUUCGAGACCCUCUUCCCGGGGCACUAUUCCGGCCGCACAACCCACCAUCACCUGGUCGCCCAUCUGGAUGUGACGGUACUUGACAACAAUACCAUUACUGGUGGCACUGUCGCACACAUUGGUCAGCUCUUCUGGGACCAAGACCUCAUUGACGACGUGGAGGCCACUUACCCGUACAACACCAACACCGUCACCCUCACCACCAACGCAGAGGACCGUGUCUUCUCCGACGAGACUGAAAAUUCCGAUUCGGACCCUGUUCUGAACUAUGUCUAUCUCGGUGAUGACUUGGAUGACGGUCUAUUCGGAUGGGUGACGGUUGCUGUCAAUGUCUCUGCCACCUAUGACCCCAACUACAGCUUCAUCUAUACUUCCAGCGGCGGCGUUGCAGUUGAUGACAGCUCGUCCACUCCCGGCGGCGGUCAGUCUGGCGGCUCCCAGCCUAGCGGUGGUCAGCCUAGCGGUAGCCAGCCCACUGGUGGCCCGGCUUAA